CGCGAACACAUAGAAAGCCAUUAUUUAAUUAUGCAUUAGAAAUAAACAUGAUAUUGAAAUGUAUAUCGAAUUAUAUAGACAUUAUAAAACAAAAGUGCACAUUCAAUGUAUUAGUGCGUUUGGUUGUGCAGAAAUGCGCAAAUAUCGUACCCACAUUUACGUCACCCAGCAGGGGGCGCUGUGGUUUCGGUAGUAAAUCGGGUGUGUUCGGCUUUCUCCGCUGACUCCGUGCAGUUGUUUCGUCAGUACGGUGUGUACGUUGAUGGUCAUCGCCAGACCCUUUAAUCACCUCACUGAGAUUUGACCACGAUCAUUACUCUGAAUUUCUCGAGUGUCCAGCUUGUAACCUGCCGGAAUAUACGGAUAUACAGUUUUUCAGACAAUCCUGACGAUUUCUGUGAGACUAUGCCAGAAUCCAAAUGCCAUUUGGACAUUCAAGCACUUUUACCCGAAUGACAGCUGAAGCCAGCCUCCAUGCUUACCAAACACUACGCCAACAUGCUUCGCAGAAAUGGAUCUUUUUGUACGUGCCGUGGACCCCGUGAGAAGAAAUCUCUGAGUUUCUAGUGCCAUCCCACCAUCUCUCUUCUCCCAGUCCUGGUCAUCUCCACAGAACUUAGACACGUAAUUUGGAUCACUCCACCUAUCUGUUCGUGUUCGCUUGAACUUUCAGAGCAGAGGCAGACGUCAUCACUGAUCCCAUCCUCACUCCUUGAUAUAAGAUGGCAAGACUUUUGUCUGUCACGGCAGUUUUGGCUGGAGUCUUAAUUGUAUUCAGGUUGUGUGCUGGAGCAGGUCAGAAUCCUGAUCACGUGCUGCAGGGCACUGGAGUCAAGCAUGGAUCAGACUCCAGAAGACCGGGAGAUGAUUCGACAGUGGCACCAGAAGAUGCUGCACGGUUCCUCAGCUGCUACUGCUCUGGACACUGCCCUGAUGAUGCCAAAAACAGCACCUGCGAGACAAAUGGGCAGUGCUUCGCCAUCAUUGAAGAAGAUGAAAAUGGAGAUGUAAUCCUAAGCUCAGGCUGUAUGAAAUACGAGGGCUCUCAUUUUCAGUGCAAAGAUUCACAGUUUGCACAGACUCGUCGAACAAUUGAAUGCUGCCAGUUUGACUUUUGUAAUCGAGACCUAAAGCCAGAGUUACCAGAUCGACAGUCAGAUCCACAAGACCCUCACUGGCUGGCCUUUCUCAUUUCAGUAACUGUGUGCUGCUGCACCCUCAUCUGCGUCACAGUCAUCUGUUAUUACAGGUAUAAGUGGCAGACAGAGAGGCAGCGCUACCACAGAGACCUGGAGCAAGAUGAGGCUUUUAUUCCAGCCGGAGGAUCGCUGAAAGAUCUCAUCAACCAAUCUCAAAGCUCAGGCAGUGGUUCCGGGCUCCCUCUGCUGGUACAGCGCACCAUUGCAAAGCAGAUCCAGACAGUGCAUCUCAUCGGUAAAGGCCGAUAUGGAGAGGUGUGGCUGGGUCGAUGGAGGGGUGAGAAAGUAGCAGUGAAAGUGUUUUUCACUCGAGAGGAGGCCAGCUGGUUCAGAGAGACGGAGAUCUACCAGACCGUGCUCAUGAGACACGAGAACAUACUAGGCUUCAUUGCGGCUGAUAUAAAUGGCACUGGAGCCUCCACGCAACUCUACUUGAUAACAGACUACCAUGACAACGGCUCUUUGUAUGAUUAUUUGAAGUUCACCACUCUGGAUACACAAGCUCUGCUGAAACUGGCCUACUCUGCAGCCUGUGGCCUGUGUCACCUGCACACAGAGAUCAACGGCACACAGGGAAAACCUGCCAUCGCUCACAGAGAUCUGAAGAGCAAGAACAUCCUCGUGAAGAAAAACGGCACCUGUUGUAUCGCUGACUUGGGCCUAGCUGUGAAAUUUAACAGUGACACAAAUGAAGUGGACAUCCCUCUUAGUACGCGUAUGGGCACCCGCCGCUACAUGGCUCCAGAAGUCCUGGACGAGACUUUGAAUAAAAACCACUUCCUGGCAUACAUCAUGGCUGACAUGUACAGCUACGGGCUGGUUAUAUGGGAAAUGGCCAGACGCUGUGUGACUCGAGGUAUUGUUGAGGAGUAUCAGCUACCCUAUUAUGAAAUGGUACCAUCAGACCCAUCUUACGAGGACAUGCUGCAGGUCGUGUGUAUCAGAGGAUUGCGGCCAACUGUAUCCAUUAGAUGGAACAGUGAUGAGUGCUUGAGGGCGAUGUUGAAGCUGAUGUCAGAAUGCUGGGCCCACAAUCCUGCAUCCCGACUGACCAUCCUGAGAGUCAAGAAGAGUUUAGCAAAAAUGGUGGAAUCUCAAGACAUUAAAAUCUGAUCCGUCUUUAUGAGAAGACAAACUGAGUGAUUUGAUUUCAUCUUUGGAUUCACAGCUCACGCCUGUGUGAAAUAUCACAUCCUCUUUUCCCCUCCGGCUUGGGGAUCAGAUGCGGUGUCGUUGUUGCUUUCUAUGAAAGCCAUAUCAUUGUAGACUUGGAUCAGAGGAUUACUGCAACAGACAAAAGAGUGGGAUUUUCUGAAGGACUUGUGUAUAACUCGCUCACUGCCCUAGAGAAAAUACAAAGCUACGUGUUGUUGUUUUUCUUUUGUGCAUUUAAGUGUCUUUAGAUUUUGGGAUAAACCUCCUGCCAUAUAAAUGAAAUAAUAUUGUCUUUUUAUGGAAUCUCUGUAAAGCAAACUGUGAUUUUAAUGUAUAUAUGUUUUAGUAAUAGAUGCAAAACAUUAUAUAAUUAACAUAACCUCGUCCAGUUAACAACAACAGAUCGCUCGCUACAAGUUGCUGCCUUGCAUGUGCAGCAAAUCAUAACCUUAUGAAAGCUUGCCAUGCACUCUUGAAAAUAAUGUAUUUCAUUAUUAAUCCCCCCCCAAAAAAGUUAAGUUAAUACAUUCGUGCUGAGUUGCAGUUUGUGCAGUGUUAUUUUGUCCACACAAGUGACAAAAUGAUUUUGUUGCAUGAACUAUCAAUUGUUUGGGAUGCAUGCUUUUUUUUAAACAUAUUAAUUUAAUUAACAAACAUUCCCCAUUUUUUUUUUCUUUCACAUUAGACUUUGACUAUAUAUUAUGAUAGUUGUUAAACAUUGAAAUUGGGAAGAAAACUUUGAAUUUUAAGUUUAAUUUAAUGAAAGACAGAGGUCAUUUUUCAAAUGUGAUCAGCUGUUUUCUCAUGAGAUAGUGCUGUGAUAAUGACAGUAAACAGUGUGAGCAGCUUUUGCCAAACCCUGUUUUGUGUUUGUGGUGGUGAUAAGAGAGUUCUGGUACUUUGGCUGGUGUUGUAGUUAAUACGUGCCUAUGUUUAUGUCAUUCAUAUGAGCUGGGUGAUUUUCUGGUACAAGAUUGUAUCACUAUAAACAUGAACAAUAAGUGCAAUCUAUAAUUUAAAUUUAAUUUUAUGUUGUAAAAACAACUUCUAAUUUAGUUGUGGCGAUUUGAUGAUCAAAUAUUUUUGCCAAUAUUGUAAAUCAUGUUUUUGAAUCGCAUUUAUGUCUGUGUGGUACCAGAAGGUGAAGGGUACGACUUCAAUGAAAUAACAUCUGUUAGUCAUCAGGAUUUAUAUUUAAGUCUAGGCUGCCAAAAUGGUGUCGUGGUACUUUAAGUUUAGAAAUGUUAUGUAACUUGUUUACAGAACUUUACUGCAGCUUAUUUUUUUUUAAUUCAAGGUUUAUUUUUCUCAGUGCCACUAAAAUAACCAACAUGAUUUUUAGCAGGUAAAAUGGUAAUAUACAAUGAAAGAACACAGGUUAAGUUUUGUACACCACUUUGUGGACCCUUAAGUGUAAGUGGGGAAAAAGCUAUGAUAAUAUCAGUGCCAGACUAAGGUGCUUUGUCAAAUACUACCAGCACAGAUGAAGUACAAGCUUGAAUAAAUCAGACAACAAUUUUAGAAAGGUUCUAAAUAAAGCUCAUUCAAAAUAAAUAAAAUAGAUCCAAGAAAUAAACCCUUAAUAACAUGGUAAAAGACAUUAUCUUCAGUGUAAAGUACAAUACAAUAAAGCAAAAAUAAAGUUUAUAUCUAAAUACAUUUGUAUACAUUGGUACAAGAAACCUGGACUUUGAAAAGCAUAUAGAUAUCAUCAAAUUAAGUAUCUGAAAUAGAUUUUAACAUGCAAUGCAUGGAUUGCAUUAAAAGAGAGAGGAAUUAUUUAGAUAGGAUUGUUCAAAAUGUGUUAACUCAUUAAUUUGUUUAAAAAAAUUCUUACAACCAAAAUUUGUAUAUUUUGCAUCUAGCCCACGCCAACUGUUAUAUAAUGACAACAAAAUGCACCGUAAUAAUCAUUAAACAUUUGAAGUGUUUUGUUGAGAAAAUGAGACUGUAAUUGUUGAUCUAACAUGAUUUUUACUGGUUUGUGAAUAUGCCUGUAUAUAUUUCAAUGUGCUUUACUAUUACAGAACCUGGCCAUUUUCUGUAUAUAUAAAAUAACUCCUAGCUUGUAAUUCAAAGGUUUUCUGUUCUAAACAGUCCAAUGUUGUUGGUGCAUCAUGGGAAAUCUUCAUACUCUGUAUAAUAUUUGUCCAUGUAAUAAUUUAAAAAAAAUAUAAUUUUAGUACACAAA
Paramisgurnus dabryanus is the source of this 4545-nucleotide messenger RNA. RefSeq names its product bone morphogenetic protein receptor, type IAa (gene bmpr1aa). Lineage: Eukaryota; Metazoa; Chordata; Actinopteri; Cypriniformes; Cobitidae. Gene Ontology annotation, biological process: cellular response to growth factor stimulus; protein phosphorylation; cell surface receptor protein serine/threonine kinase signaling pathway. The record is from RefSeq and is a predicted model, not a curated record. Gene Ontology annotation, molecular function: transmembrane receptor protein serine/threonine kinase activity; ATP binding. Gene Ontology annotation, cellular component: signaling receptor complex; plasma membrane.